AUGACGUGUGGGACAACUUCUUCUGUACUGUCAUGUACAGGUGCAGUGGCUGCUCUGAAAUUCCGAGUCCCCCAGAUGUCCCAAUUCUCCAGAAUUCAUCAGCAAUCCCUUCAAAAACGUAUCGGAACCGAUUGCUCCUUCAAUAUCGACCGAAACAGCACGAAUGCAACAUCAACCCCUGAAAAUUACGUCAACACCACAGGGGACCCUCUCACACCUUCAAACGACACAGACAAUAUCUUGAACAUUCAAAACCGAGAUGUCCCUGAGUGGCAAGUGCCGGACUCUAACCCACAAGACCCCCAUCCUCUCUACCCAAAUUAUGGAAUUGAUUCGAUGGAUUCCCCAGAUUAUCGCGAGCAAAAUAUCGAUUUGGAUGAUAAUGAAAAUUUGAAGAAGUUGGAAAUGGAUCCAUUGGAUUCCUCUUCAAAAUUCAAGAGAGGAUUCAGAUUACUUCCGGUUUCCAAUGAUUUAUACGUCCUCAAACGUGAUCCUGCGACUUUAGCCCUUGAGAGUGUCAAUGACAAUCAGAAAACAGGAGAUCUGAAGCGUUCGAAUCCCCAAUUCGAUGAUGGAACAGAAGACUUGUUAUCGUUCAGGGCUCACAUGCAUCACAGAGUCGAGGACAUUGGGAAGAGGUUCAUGAAGAGGGACAUGAAGAAGGAUGUACUGUCUUCAGGUGCUGAAGCUGUAGGAGAGAGUCCAGAUCCAUUAAGUGGAGGUCUAGAUCCAUGGAAUUCUGGUUACCCUGGUCUUGGACAGUCUCUGGACGACUCCAGUGCUGGUCUUCAGGGGCUGAACUCUCCCGUUGAUGCUCUUCAGGAUCCGCUUCUAAAUCCUAUUGAGAAUAACCCGGAUAAUCUGAGGAUGUAUGAGAAUCCUUACGCCCCUGUGGACUCCUCGGGCUCUUUCGGAGGAUUUGAUCCAUACCAUCCACACUCGAUGCUGACUAAGAGCUUGUAUCAGCCUAUGCCCAACCUCCAAUCGAACUUCUACCCUCCGCUGGACAACCAAUGGCGUCCCAGCUACCUGAAUCCUAUCGGUGUAAAUGCUCUGGAAGACAACAACCUCGCUGAACAGUACAACAGCGUCAUGGAGGGCAGCCCGGAGGACCUGGACAGAGGGCCUCGAGGCGAUCCUGAAGAGGGUCACCUGGGAUAUCUGGACAAAUAUGCUAGUGCGGUCGCCUCCAUCAACGACAACUGGAAUCUAGCUCAGGGAAAUGGAGGUGGAGAUGACGUUGUACCUGCAGACAUCAUCGGAGGGACUCCGGCUCCCCUCAACGAGCCGUUGGAGACUUCACAGUCACCAAAACCUCCAGAAAGUCCUGAAAAAGUCAACAGCUCAUCACUAGCCAUGGUGAUAGAACCGUUAACGGUUCAACUUCAGAAACUGCUGUCGUCUAUUCAACAGGUCAAUGAGAAACUGAUGAGCGAUCAGAGCAAUCAUGAUACAUCUAGCCCAGUGGAUUCUCUCAGGAGAAAACGAGGGGCUGGUAAACACGCCCCUGAGGAGGAACUCUAUGACGAUCGUGAUGAAGACCUGGAUGAUGAAGAGGAGACUAGAGAGGAAAGAUCGGAUGAUGACGAUCUGGAUGAGGACACCAUCGCUUGCCCACCUGGCACAUCAAGAACUGGAAAGAGAUGUUCAUUACAACGUUUUUCGAAGAGCGACAAAAACGUCGAUUUCGCAGCUGAAGACUUGAGAAAUGAUUCCACCAAUGCCUCCCACUCACUGGUAGUGCAGAAGGACAAGAAUAAAUCGAACAAUUCCAUCACUUCCUUUUUCCAGAAGACUUUUGGGGUAGGGAGUAGUCCAUCAACCCAAGUCCCCUUGAAAACCACUUGGACUACAAUGAGACUGGCUACAGACCCUGAAGAGACAACUGUCGACAUGUCCUAUAAAGAGCAUUUUAUCAAUCCUGGCUUUUUGAAUGAUGCAGGUGAAGCUGUAGUCGACAAAUCCACUGUAGUAGUAGCUCAUGAUACGCAAUUGCCUAUAACCUCAAAAAUUCCAUUAUACCCUGAAGACGAGCACACACGACGGCCAGAGAUCCAAGAAGUAUUGAAAACGACUGUAGGAGCUGCGAGCUCUCCAACAGCCCCUCCUCAACAAUCAGAAACGCGACAGGCAAGUCCUCAGAAUAUAUCAGCAGUGCAGACAACUCAGGGAAUCCCAGAAGCGCUGGAUAAAAUCCCGGAAGUGUCGAAUACUGAGGUGCUCAAGUUAGCAGAGUCUUCGGCAGGGGUUAAAGGUCAGAUUGGCUCUACAUUACUUCCGCCGAGUGAUCUGGAAACAAUUAAAGUCGCUAUUGAACCCCUACCAGAAUCACCAAACGAUAAUAGAGUUCCUAAUCAAUUCAUUAGGACGAACUCUAAGGAUUUAUUGAUAAGAUUAUUACCCCCGGAAAUAAUCCAAAACAUCACAGAUACUGGAGUUAUCGUCCGAGUUCCAGGAGACACUAGCCUGAAGAAAACAACGUCUCCGACUAUAUCGACAGCCAAAACAACGAUUGAUCUUCAAGGGGAUUCCAUGUGGCUCUUCGAGGGUCAGGGACGCAUAAAUAACCCUCAAGAGAGUGGAAAAGGGAUGAAGAGUCGGUCAAAUGAUGAUGUCGGUGAUAAACCUGGAGACAGCGAUGCGGUGGUGGCCGUUGGAGAUGAUGAAGAAGAGGUUGGAGACACGAAAUUAACGAUUAGACUGCGGCUGCCGAAUCGAAGUCAUCAUGCUUUUCAGAAGGUCCAGAGGAGCGUAGAGGGUAAAGCGGAUGACACAGCAGGGGCAAUCCCUCCGAAGACCUUGGCAAAGAGAUCGGAACCUGAGGAUAAUUCUAAUGAAGAGUAUGAAGACUAUCAAAAUCUUGAAAAAAGGAAUGCCGAGAACAUCGGGAAUGACUAUCUAGAUAAUUUGGAAGAGAAUGACGGGGAACUCGAGGAUUACGAUGAUGAAGAGCCCGAGGAGGAACUCAAAUACGAGGAUAAGAGAUCGGCGAAGUCAUCGGACGUAAGUCAGAGCUCUCCAGCGAGUGUUCCAAAGGUAGUUCUCCGAUUGAGAUUACCGGAAGACUCGGAAACGUCAUCAGACGUGAAAAGAUCUCCUUCGAAGGAUCAGAAGACAAGACAACAGAUGACGAAGAAAUCGAAGAAGUCGAGCGUCAGGAUUGGACGGUCCCUAAUGUGGGUCGUUGAUCAACCUGAAGAAGGAGAUCGAUUCCCGCGUGAAAAUGAUCUCGAUUUUUUUGGGACAACAAAAUCUGAAGGCGAACAGCUGUCGACGAAUGUGGAAAAACAUCGAACUCUUCCGGAGGAAGCAACGGCUUACGAAAAUAUUUUGGGGAUUUUGAACGAUUCUACUGAGUUUCAAGUGAUGAGUUCAUUAGCAGCAAUUACUACCCAAGAGCCGGGAACAACAAUUACUGAGACAUUGCCUUCUUUUCAUUCGACUACAGAAACAUCAAGUAAUUCUGGAGGUAUAGGUGUCAGCACUUCAAAAGAAGCAACUGUUAGUAGUCAACAGACAAUACAAGCCGAAAAUACCAGUAAAUUGUCUUCAAGUUCUGGAGUUACAACCGAAACAACCACUUUAACACCAACUGCUUCAUCAACAAGUUCAACUUUAUCAGCAACCCAGGAUGUGGCUUCCGCAGCCAUUGGAGAAACGUCUACCACAGCUCAAACGAGAUCAGAAGAGAUUGUUUCUUCUGAAGAAACUUCUAAUCUGUCAACUUCUACUACUAGUAGCUCAUCAGAAAUAUCUGAAGGACAUCCUCCGACGACGAAAAUACUUGAAUCAUCAACACAGAUGUCAACUACAACGGCAACAUCAACAGAAAUCUCAACAUCUGGAGCUACAUCUCUUUCAACAAAAAUUACAGAAGAAACUACACGUGAAACAAAUAAAUUACUAUCGUCACCUGUCCUUGAAAUUUCAAGUACGGAAUUGACAACGUCAAGUUUUUCUACCGAAAUGCCCUCCUCAUUGCGUCCUUCAACAACCGAGAAAUUAGAAAUAAUUUCUUCGCAAUUUCAAGACGAAUUGGAGAAUAUUUCUGGGCCUGAAGCAAGCGUACAGACGGAAAAGGUGGUGACCAACUUCUUUGUGACCUCUGAAAUUCCCAAGAGCAUGAUGGUAGAGCUGGGACUAGAGAAGAAUAAAGAAAAACAACUAGAAUCUACUUCGAAUCCCUUCACAUCUCCAGGAGCUAGAGAAGUCACGACGGAUUCGUUGAGUCUUUCCACUGAAGUUGAGACCUCGACGGAUCAUUCAAGUACUUCGUCUUCAGAAGCAGAAACUGAAGAGAGUGCUGGGACUUCUACUUCAACUCCCACAGCUUCCGAAACCACUACCCUUUCCACAAUUCUCCAAACAGUUUCCAAUUUUUUUUCAAUACUCACCACUUCAGACUCUAGCUCCUUGAUAACUGAAAGAACAUCUGAGAUCCCGUCUUCAACAAGAGUCGGGGAGUCUACAGUGCCUGGAAAAGAAUCACCAUCAGAACCUACUGAAGAAGCUUCCGAUUCCUCUAGUUUAUCAACAACAAAAGCCAAAAAGACUUCAGAAUCAUCUUCAUCUACAACAGUUGAAACAGAGAUGACUUCUGAGCUGGAAGAAUCAGUUUCCAAUGUCAAAUCAACAUCCGAAGGCCUUGAGGAGACAAAUACCUCCACCCAAAAAACCUUAACAGGAAUCAUCACUGAAAAAAUUAGCACGUCUUUUCCAUCAACACAGUCCCAAAAAAAAUCUCAAAAAACAGCAACUCCACAUCAAACCUCAGAAAUUACGACAGGUGGUUCUAGUGAAGAAAAAACUUCAGUAUCAUCUUCAGCACUGACAUCAGAAGAAGCUGAAAGUAGUACUACAUUGGCAGUUUCGUCAGCUUCCACAGCGAUGUCUGCAGGUACUGAAGAGACGACAGAGUUGUCGGCAACUCAAACAACCGCUGAAGAAACAAAUACUACUGAAGAAAUAACAACUGUGACGAGAGUUGUGACAGUCCCACCCAAAAAAUCAAAACCAUCGAAAUCAACAAGAACUUCAGAAGCGACUGAAGAAACAUCCGAGUCCGCAGAAUCGUCAACUGAAUCCCAUGAAAAAAAUACAGCAAGUUCAAAAAAAACGACGAGUACUUCUGAAGAAAUCUCUGAGUCCGUGUCUUCGACUGAAGAAAAAGCACCAACUUCGUUGCAUUCUACAGGGACUUCAGAACUAGUUUCGUCCACUGAGGUCGAAACCACCACUUUAAAAUCUUCUUCUGAGGCAACUUCAGAAUCUUCUGUAUCACCUUCUGCAUUUUCUUCUGAGUCAUCAUCAAAAUCUUCUGUUUCACCUUCUGAAUCUUCUUCUGAAUCAACAUCAAAACCUUCUGUAUUAACUACAGAAUCUGCUUCUGAGUCAACUUCAACAUCUUCUCUAUUAACUACAGAAUCUGCUUCUGAGUCAACUUCAACAUCUUCUCUAUCAACUUCAAAAUCUACUUCUGAGUCGACUUCGGAAUCUUCUUCCGAGUCAACAUCAGUGGCUGAAGGCUCAUCGACAGAGUCCACUACAUCAACAUCCGAAAAAGUGCGCACGGUAAUUGAAUUUACUAGAACGACAAUGGUUGAGAGCACCUCUGAGUUACAAACUGAAUAUUCAACAACUGGGAAGACUACCCCGAUAGAAGAAACUCACGCGCCAACUCCAGUUCCAGAAAUUACUCUGAUGUCAACAAUUACUCCCUACCCUACAGAAUCCACUGUUGACUUAUCAACAUCUCCAACCGCCAGUGAAAAAAUGACUGAAGAAACUUCAUCAACGCCCUCUCAUUCCAAAACUCCUCCUGAAGUUACAGAAGUUGAGGAGACAUCAUCUUCAGUAGAAAUCAGAAACAGUUCGCCUGAAUUCUCCCUAAGUUCAGAGGAAACUGAAACCUCGCCCGAGCGAACAUCUGAAUUAUCUUCAAGUGCAUCAAGUUCCGAAGAAUCAGAAACAGAAUAUUUUUUUGAUGAAACCGCAAAUGAAUCUGAAGAAUCAACUUCAGAGGGAAAAGAUGUCUUCCAAGAUUAUAUUGACACUUCAACUUUUAGUAGAGGACCUUCAGAGGGUGCCCCAACCAGUACUACAUCUGAAAGUUUUUCAGAAAGUACUUUUAUUACUCCCGAAGGCGUAUUAUUGACUGGUGCUUCCCAUUCAACAUCAAUUUCGUUGGAUAAAUUAGUGAGAACUACAGAAAAAGUACCAGGAACGAGUAUUUCAACUGUUUCGGCUUUUCCUUCUGCAACUGAAUCAAGUACCAAGAAAACCACAGUACUCCCGUCAACAAGUUUUUCCCAAAGUAGUUCCACACUUACGGAAUUUCCGAGCAGCUCUCAAUUUUCCUCAAUGCCAAUUGCUAUGAGUGAAUCAAUUGAAACAACAGAAGUACCAGAAAUAAGUACUCUCUCGCCAACUUUUACUUCACCUUCUACAACUAAAUCGAGUACAGAGACAAUUACCCCAUUCACGAGUGAAAGUACUUCCGGCAGUACUUCCACAACUUCAAAGAACACUAUCGAGUUGUCGAGUACUGGUACUUUUCCCUUAACAUCAUUUUUAACAAGUGAAUUCAUGGGAACGUCAGAGGAAGUACCAGAGACAAAGUACUUCUACGACUGCGAGAGGCACUAA
Molecule: messenger RNA, 6645 nt
Organism: Fopius arisanus
Lineage: Eukaryota; Metazoa; Arthropoda; Insecta; Hymenoptera; Braconidae
Source: RefSeq, a predicted model, not a curated record